CAUUUUUAUAUUCAUUGCCUCGCCAACAUUCGAAUUUUGCUUGUAAUUUCGUAAUGCCGUAAUGGAAAAUUGUUCUAAGGGUGUAAAUGUAAUAUUGUUUGUUCUAUAUUUUGGUGUCUGUGAAUGCACAUUGACUACGGCUGUUAUUAAGGAAUAUACUUCGCCGAAACCGGUUUAUCGUAAAUUUAAUAUAGAAAAUACAGAAGUAGAUGCAAAAAACAGCGAAAAAAUGUUUGAUGUGCUUGAUGGGAGGCGUAGGAACAGUAAAAUGCGCUCACAAAUAUGGGAUUGGGACACUUGGUGCUUACUUCAGCCAAGGAAAGGUAAUUGUGUCCAGAAUAUACAGAGAUUUUAUUACAAUCGACAAUUGGAAAAAUGCCUAACGUUUGUGUAUAGUGGAUGCAAUGGAAAUGAAAAUAAUUUUGAAACAAAACUAGAUUGUGAACUGCGUUGUACAGGUGUUACUUCGACUAUGACCUCACGUGGAGUUGAUAAAGGGCAUUUUUGCCAGUACCAACCUGAUGUGGGAGCAUGCCUUGCGUUUGACACAAAAUAUUAUUUCGACAUCAAUCGAAACACGUGUUCUAAGUUUGUGUAUGGAGGCUGUGCGGGUAACACAAAUAGAUUUGAAACAAAAUUCCAAUGUAUGGCGACAUGUGAACGACAGAAUUAGUGACGGGAAUUUUAUUUUUAAAAUAAUGUUUCUAUUUAAGCAAAUACAGUAUAUUUUAAAUGGAUUAAAGGGAAUUCAAUUAUCACAAUA
Molecule: messenger RNA, 763 nt
Organism: Pieris rapae (cabbage white)
Lineage: Eukaryota; Metazoa; Arthropoda; Insecta; Lepidoptera; Pieridae
Product: boophilin-G2-like
Exons: 5
Coding region: 62-673 (203 amino acids)
Molecular function (GO): serine-type endopeptidase inhibitor activity
Source: RefSeq, a predicted model, not a curated record